This is a messenger RNA of Drosophila willistoni, 2613 nucleotides long. It is a transcript of the gene Klp67A, whose product is annotated as kinesin-like protein KIF18A. The transcript is spliced from 5 exons. The coding region runs from base 179 to 2512 and encodes 777 amino acids. Gene Ontology annotation, biological process: microtubule-based movement. The record is from RefSeq and is a predicted model, not a curated record. NCBI's taxonomy places the organism in Eukaryota, Metazoa, Arthropoda, Insecta, Diptera, Drosophilidae. Gene Ontology annotation, molecular function: ATP binding; microtubule binding; microtubule motor activity.
CAUCAAAGAGGAACAGCCGAUUACUUUUCAAAAACAACGUUCAAAUAUUGCAUCGCCGCGAUCGGCUGUACAUAAGAGGAUAUUAUUUGUAUUUUAUUGUGGAAAAGUUUUUUGGAAUAAAAGCAGAAACAAACUUAAAUAUUAACAUCUAGUGAGCAUAUACAGUUGAAAUUUAAAAAUGACGGGGGAAAAAACGACAAAUAUUAAAGUAGCUGUGCGCGUCCGCCCGUACAACGAGCGGGAAAUGGAACAGAAUCAAAGAUGCAUUGUCAAAGUGAUGGAUAAGUCGACCCUGCUCUUCGAUCCCGAUGAGGAGGACGAUGAGUUCUUUUUCCAGGGAACCAAACAACACUACCGCGACAUAACCAAAAGGAUGAACAAGAAGCUAUCCAUGGAUUUUGAUAGGGUUUUUGAUAUACACAAUACAAAUGAGGAUCUGUUUGAGGAGUGUACAGCGCCGCUGGUCGAUGCUGUGCUCAAUGGUUAUAACUGUUCUGUUUUUGUGUAUGGAGCCACAGGAGCAGGAAAAACUUUUACAAUGCUAGGCAGCGAUGUGUAUCCAGGAUUGACAUUUCUUACCAUGCGCGAUCUCUUUGAAAAGAUUCAAAGCCAACAGGAACUGCGCAAAUUCGAUGUAGGCUGCACUUAUUUAGAGGUGUAUAAUGAACAGGUAAUGAACCUGCUUACUAAAUCGGGUCCCCUGAAGCUGCGAGAAGACUCAAAUGGUGUGGUGGUUAGUGGUUUGGCUCUAACACCUAUCUAUAGUGCCGAUGAGCUGCUCCGCAUGUUGGCCUUGGGCAACUCUCAACGCACGCAACAUCCAACGGAUGCUAAUGCAGAAAGCUCUCGUUCACAUGCGAUAUUUCAAGUCCACAUACGUAUCACAGAUCGAAAAACCGACACCAAACGCACUGUCAAGUUAUCAAUGAUUGAUUUGGCAGGAAGUGAAAGGGCGGCUAGCACAAGGGGGAUCGGUGUUCGGUUUAAAGAGGGCGCCAGUAUAAAUAAGAGUCUGCUGGCCCUGGGCAAUUGCAUUAACAAGCUGGCUGAUGGCCUCAAACAUAUUCCCUAUCGGGACUCCAAUCUGACGCGGAUCUUAAAAGAUUCCCUUGGUGGCAAUUGUCGUACUUUGAUGGUUGCUAACGUCUCCAUGAGUUCGCUGACCUAUGAAGACACUUACAACACUUUAAAAUAUGCCAGUCGUGCUAAAAAGAUCCGCUCUACACUGAAGCAGAAUAUACUGAAAUCCAAAUUGCCCACCGAGUUCUAUGUGAAAAAGAUUGAUGAGGCCAUGGCCGAGAAUGCACGGCUACAAGAGCGCCUUAAAAUUUUGGAAUCCGCGUCAAAUACGUCAACCACAAUGGAUGAGUUAAAAUCCUGGUUUAUCCGGAUCGAUAACACUUAUUCGGCAGUAGAGCAAAUUCAGACACAGGUCAUUGGACUGCGCAGUCGGAUCAAGACUCUAAAUUAUCGUCAACUGGUGGAGAAGGAGUUCGAACAGCUGCGGAAAAAUGUCUUUCAAGAGAAUAUCCCUCGAAUUACCGACUAUAUCAGUAAUUUGAAUACCCAAAUUGAGAAAUAUAAGGACGAGUUACCGGUGUGGCGAGGCAAACAGGAGGUGGCUUAUCGUGAACUGGAGAAGCUGAAGCAUCAGAUAAAGGAAUCCAAACAUAAUCAGAUACUAUACUGUUAUCUAAGGACAAAGGAUCGAGAGUUGGAGCUACUGAAGAAAAAUGUGAACGGUAGUCAUUAUGCAGCGAUGUCUCAGGAUUUGGCAGAUAAUUCCAUAUUAUUGCGUGAAUCCCUCAUGUUGGGUUGCGAAGUGCUGCAACAGUAUUACGAGCACUGCGAAAAGUCGGAGAAAUUAACGCCGGGCCUGCAGGAGGCAUACGAAAGAUUGCGGCAGAAAAUACGACCUAAAGAGACAACGUUAAAUGUGUUGGCCAAGGAUUCAUUUGCCAACUGUAAGCGUGUGCACAGCACUGGGGACGACGACGAUGAUCAAGACGAAAUAAAGGAGUCAAUAAAACGCUCAAAGUAUUUGUUGGAUGAAAAAGGCCUCCAGAAUGAUGGUUUGGACACGGAAUCCGACUCAGAUCAGGAUGCCCAUAAGACGUUCUUUAAACAACCGCAAAGUCUUAACGAGACGCGCGUCGUGUCUUCUCAUCCGGUGUCAGCACUUAAUGUCACAGUGACCAAGCCUUCCAAUGAAGCCCAUCAGCGCAUUGUAGACUUGUUAUCAGAUCAGAAUGUACGCGGCAAUACUGAAAAAAUUAGAAAAGCUUUGCUUCGAUCGAAUACCUUCACCACACAAGGACUUCAGCGUUCAGUAGCGGCUGCUUCUGUAGCGAAGGAAAAUCUUAAAUACAGUGCUAAUCAAGUUCGAAAGAGUCCACAGGCCUUGAUUGCCAAAGCUCUCGGCGGUAAUGCUGUCUUAACACGAAAACCACUUACCAAGGAGCCUCCCAAAGUGAAAAUCAAUCGAGCCGCCUCAUUUAGGUUGAAAAAAUAAGAAAGAAAAUCAAACUUGUGUUUUCUGUCCGGAAUAUUUUAGAAUUAUUUAAAGAUUUAGUUAUUCCUUUUUUUUUUUUAUUAUAAUAUUUUUGUUCUUAA